ACUGUGGUAUAAACCUUUUGCUUCACGAUUUUCAAUUUUCGACGAAAAUGUUUAAAUAGAGCAGUUAACAUGCUGAUAACGAAAGCAACAUUUAAAUUUUUCACGAUUCUUAGUUCGCUCACGAUAGUCAACGCAAAUAAUUUUACAUGGCAGGACAAUGGAGCUACAGAGACUAAUAUAUCUAACGAAAAUUUACGCGUUCAUCUAUGAUAACUGUGUUUGAGAUAUCGCAAACGAAUUAUGUCUUGUUAUUCCGGAGCUGAUUUGUUGAAAGUGUUUGAUAAUUUAAAAAUAGACCUAGGUAAUUUAAAUCCCAAUGUAAUUAAGGGUUGGUUUGAUACUGAUUGUAAGGAUACUAUAGCUUUAUUGAAUUGGAUGUGUUGUUUUUCCGAAAAAAACUAUGUCGCUGCUCUUGAGCAAGCCGAAUAUGCUGCAAUUGAGCAAAUUGUCGAAGAUGAACAGACUUGUAUUGAUGAACUUAAAAAUCUUCGGCCAGAAUAUGCUGAUGUAUUACAUGUCGAUAAGAAUUUGGAAGACAUUGUGCUCUUGGAGUCUGAGAUUGAAGUUCUCCAAGCUGAAAGUAACUCCUUGGAUAGGUUGCUACAACAUUACGAGUAUUUGAACAAUAAACUAUCAAUUGAACUAACUAACACCACUGCUAAGGAAAUUGAGUCCAAAGCCAGAUGUGCAACAGCCUUAAGUGUUUGCAUCAAUUUAAGUGAAAGGCUUGAUGGUAUUCACACAAAAAUAGAAGAGCAGCUCAUUACAUAUGACCCAGAUUCCCAUUUUGUAAAUCAAAUAGAUUUAACGGCAUAUCGGGAGAACAUUGAUAACUUGAAGUCCUGUCUAUCAGCUUCAAUUAACCUCGAGCAGACUCAACUUGAAAAUUUAGAAGAGAGUCUCAGUGAUGAAUUAGAAAUGGUCCAUAAAAGGUUAAUACAAAGCAAUCAAAUUUAUUUAGCAAACAACAUUGAAAUUUCCAAAUUGCAAGCGAUAUUGAAGUUCCUUCACCGAGUCGAUAUAUCUCACAUUGAUAUCUCAUUUCCGAUUCAGUCUAACUUUCAAUCUAUGGAAACUUACAAAAGGGAUUUAUGCGAAAUGCUGAAUGGUGCAUGUGUCAAACAAGCUGACCAUUACAUAAUCGAAAGCAAAGUUAAGUAUUUGCAGAUGGACCUGGAUGAAUAUCGUUCAAAAUUGCGCGACACAUCAAAAAUUUUAGAACACGUUACCAAGUUUUUUUCCUACUACGCGCUUACAAACGUUUUGCAAACUAACGAGAAAGCUUGCAUAGAUAUGGCAAAAAAUUUCUUCGUAAACAUUCGAGAUUACGUUAAUGGUGAUCUGUCCGACUGCAAACGGAGGAUUGACCAGAUGAACGAAGUAAUUAACGAACACCAACUGUAUCGGUCGAAACCUGACAUUGAAAAACUGACGUUAGUUUCUUCAAUGGCGCGGGUCUUAUCGGGGGAAGCUUCAAAUUUGAAUUCCGCAUUGGAAGCCAUCUGUAAAUUUAAAAGUGAACUAAAUUCCUUAGAGGCGAAGGUUUUCCGUAAUGAUUUCUAUGAAGACAAAAACAGAAUCUUGCAAAGGAAAGCGGACGUCGAGAUUCUUGAAAAAUAUUUUCAACGCGGACCUACGGACAGGGUGAUACUGAUGCCGGUAAAAUUGCAAAACGCAUUUUUGGAAAUGGAAGACCAUUUUAGAAUGGAAAGGGCGAGUUUAUCACGAGCGGUACAGAUCCCAAAAACUGCGCGAAAUAAUGCUACCAAGGAGCAAAAUUACAUCAAGCAAUUAUGGAUGAUUUUUUUAACCAAACCCGCAAAGGUUGAAUCCUUGUUAAAGAAGGUCGAGGCGGAGUUCAAUCAAAGAACGAGGGAACAUUUCUUUUAAGAUUAUUACUUAUUGUUAAAUGUCUCAAAAAUAUUCAUUUUUUAAUAAACUGAAAGAUACCCAUCGAAUUCGCUUUGCUUUGGAAUUAAACGUGGCAAUAUUGAGCAAAUAUUAAUAAAAACAAGAUAUAAAUAGGCCGGUAAUCUUUAAAAAUGCGUGU
Molecule: messenger RNA, 2050 nt
Organism: Cylas formicarius (sweet potato weevil)
Lineage: Eukaryota; Metazoa; Arthropoda; Insecta; Coleoptera; Brentidae
Exons: 11
Coding region: 241-1890 (549 amino acids)
Source: RefSeq, a predicted model, not a curated record